UUUCAAAUACACUCGGGCUUGAAAAAUUAUCAAUUUGAAUCGAAAGUUACCUAAUAAUGAUGAAUUCGAAUGCAGCUAUGAAUUCUUUGACCAAGAAUUAUUUUCUGUUAGCGUUGUUUGUAAUUCACUCAGCUACCUCAGAUGAAUCACAGAUCUCGAAAAAUUUCAAAAAAAAUCUGACGGAGAUAAGUAAUACGGAGCAUGAAGAUAAUCAUCGAUACAAAAACCAGACUCUCUUUCUAAUGAACAAAAUGGACAAAUUGUUGGAACUAGAAGAACAACAGAAAAUAAGAUCUUGCAAAUUAGAUUUUUUAGAACGUCUUAUAGACCACCGGGUGCAAAUACGAGAAUCAAGAAAGAAUACAUUGAACCAAAUCUCAAAAAUGAUGUAUGAUAUUGAAAACAUGAAAUAUUUGAUGAAGAAGUCAUUGAAAAAGGCGCAAAAUCCGGAAACACUGGAAGAUUUAAUAGGCCAUGCGUGGAAUGAUAAGCUAUGGAAUGAGCAAGUCGAGUCAUUGAAUCAACUGGAAGAGCUGAAACAAAAAUUAUCCGAAUGGGAGGAUGAAAUUGAAUCUCCAACGCAUUUUAAUCACGUAUCGAAAGUUAUAAGAAAUAUUUUACGCCCGGAGGAAAAUUCAACAGAAGUACCAUUAAAAAUGAGUUGGAAUGACCCAAAUAAUGAAGAACCCUUACUGAAAUUUGACAUUGAUUUGGAGUGUGACGAAUUAGAGAAGCUUCGACGAUUUUCUUUAAUUAUACAAGAUGAACUUAAUGAGAUGCCAAAGCUAAGACACGAGAUUCCAGAAGAUCAUGAAAAAUCACAAUCUAAACCGCAAGACGCAUUACCCGAAGUAGCUGAUUUACCACUUUGGCUUCUCAAUGAAAAAGACAUCGAAGAAAUUCAAGAAGACUACAUCAAUUGGAUGUCAACAUUUGCGAAUCCCGAAAAAGAACGAGCGAAACAACUGAAAGAAAACAUUAUCAAAAGUGGACAAUCCAUAAACUAUUUCAGCAAAAUGUUAGCAGAACUUCUCAACCUUAUUCGUAAAUCAUUAGAAUGUAAAGCAAAAGACGACACCGAAUGCGAAGAAAUAAUUAAUGAGAUGAUGAACCGGGAACAUUUUAUAAAAAUUACGAAGGUUUUCUUUGCUGGCACCAAAAGAGAAGAACUUACAUUGAACAAAGAUUUCAAAUUAUAAUUAUUUUAUAUUAAUAGCGAAGCAUCAAUGAUAUAAAAUUACCUACCUACUUAUUUCAAUUUUCAAAUUAUAAUUUUCU
This is a messenger RNA of Planococcus citri (citrus mealybug), 1278 nucleotides long. RefSeq lists its product as uncharacterized. The record is from RefSeq and is a predicted model, not a curated record. NCBI's taxonomy places the organism in Eukaryota, Metazoa, Arthropoda, Insecta, Hemiptera, Pseudococcidae. The transcript is spliced from 5 exons. Bases 57 to 1199 code for a protein of 380 amino acids.